Cylindrotheca closterium is the source of this 2004-nucleotide messenger RNA. The record is from the annotation of a GenBank genome assembly. Lineage: Eukaryota; Bacillariophyta; Bacillariophyceae; Bacillariales; Bacillariaceae.
AUGUCACGGCCUGAAGAGUUGGUAUUGACAACGUUGAAGGCGGUCCUGGAUUUGUUCUUGGAUGAAAAGUAUGAGGAAGCGAUUAUCAAAUGCAGUUUCCUGUUGAGAAAAAAGACCAACUUGGAUUCCUCAUUGACUACAUCGGUCCAAAAGCUUCUAUUGUUAUGUUACCUGGAACAAGAGGACUAUCAAAAGGUGAUUGACUGGGUUGAUCAAAACAAUAAUAAACUGUCGGAACUGGGGACAUAUGCAAAGUACAGAGCAAAGGACUACAGCGCUGUAUCCAAGCAAGCGUCCAAGGAUUCCAUCUUGGAGCGACAUUUGCUCGCACAGUCUUACUUUCGCUUGAAGCAAACGAAUCCAGCAUUAAAGAUUUACCAAGAAUUAUUGAAGGAAUCCAAGAGCGAUGAUGCUCGAAUGGAGGUACUGCACAAUGCCAUUGCGGUUGUUGCGGACAAUGCUUCCAUACCAUUUGUGCCAUUGAGCGAGGACGGUCACCAAAAAUGGGUCGAUCAAGCCGAUGAAUUUCUUCAAGAGCAUCCAGAAAAUCACGAUUUGGCUUUUAAUUUGGGGACUCUACAAGCUCUGUCAGGGAAUGCAGAUCGAGACUGGUUGGAUGAGGCAGAAAAAAACUGUGAUGAUGACGAUGAUAUUCCAGCGAUUGAACACAAUCUUGCUUGGAGCCAUCAUUUCUGGCAAAAGGAAGGCUCGCCGGAAGUGGAAUAUAGCGACAUUGAUGCAGAUCCAACAUCACUGCCGUCCAUCUUGGCCAACAUUAACAAAUCUUUGUUGGAUGACAAAGGGAAGCUUCCCUCACAACCAAACCAAAAGUGGAAUACCUUGCAAACUCGAAUGUACUGGUACAAUCGCGCAAUCACCCAAUACAAGGGAAACAAACUCGUGGAAGCUCAAGAAUCCUGCCUGUCUCUCAAGAAAACCCUAGGAGGCGGCGGCGGUGGUGGUGGUGAUGAAUCAUCCAAGAAGAAAAAGGGAACCAAAGCAAUGCAAUCCAUGGCGGACAUGUGGUGGGAAGCCAGAGUCGAUGUGGUCCUGGCAUAUGUCCAAGAUGCGCAAUCCAAAAAGUCUGCGGCGACAGAGAAAUUAGAGUCUCGGUUGGAGUUCCUAAAGCAGCAACGGCCAGACUCCUAUACCAUUGAUCAUGCCAUUGCCCAUGUUUCCUUGCAUCUAUUCUCAAUACAAAACGCAACCCGUCGACCAGUGGCAGCCGAGAUUGUAACACUUCUCAAAGCUCUUCCUGCCUCUAUGCAGUCGCACCAGGCUGUGAUUGCCACCAUUGAUGCCUUGGACGAUAGCUCGUCAAAAACUCAAAAGACUCCACUGGAACAAGCAGACAUGUUCUUUAGUCAGGGAAAGUACGAGGAAGCUGCAAAACUGUACGCAGCUAAUCUAGGUAGUGUAGAACGUUGUGGGGACGACGAGAUCCCACAUCAUCUUCGACAUGUUCAGGUCUUGGCCAUGGUUGGUCAGCACGACGAAUCAGCAGAGUUGUGGUCCAAGAUUCAACAAGGUGUGGCAGAUGGCUUUGAAUCAUCAUCUUCCAGAUUGGACGGCGAGGCAUUGGAAAAGCAAGAUUUGCCUAGAAGCAGUACAACCAAGUCCAUUGAUAAACAGCUUGGAGCUGGUGGAAUCAAUGACAGCAAGCCAACGCGAUCUCAAAAGAGCAUCCUUCGCCAACGAGCGAAAAGACGAGAGGCAUACCUCAAAGAAUUGGAGGCCAAGGGCGACUACAACCCUGAUCGGCCUGUCAAGCCAAAUCCAGAACGAUGGAUUCCAAAGCACGCACGAAGCAGCAACAAACGCCGAGGUCGACGUGGCGGCGGCGGUAGUGGACCAAAUCGUUCGGCACAAGGAGGGGGGUCACAAGCGGACGCACAGAGACUGGAUGCUGCGGCUCGAAGGGCUGGUGUUGUUCCUGUUGGUACUGGACCAUCAACGGCAAACAUGAAGGUACUAUCAGAUGGUUCCAGAAGAAAACGACGGUAG